GAAAAUGUUUUAAUAAAACGAAUAAAAUCCAGAGAAAAACAAAAGCACAGAAUUGCUGAAACAACAGUGAAUCCCAGAGGAAAACACCGAAAUAUGGAAAAGUAUUACAAAAACAAGAACAAAGGAGAAAUAUUGCUAAACAAGAAUAAAUCCCUUAGGAAAACUCGACAAUACAGAGAAGCAACACUCAAACUAAAAUAAAUCCCGGAGGAAAACACAAGUAUUAUUAAAACAGCAAUAAAUUCCAGAGGAAAACACAAAAAAAGGAGAAGUACUGCUAAAGCAAGAAUACAAUUCUGAGGAAAACAAAACAGUAAGAAGUAUCGCUAAAAGAAGAAUAAAUCGCAGAGGAAAGACGACAAUAAGGAGAAGUUUUACGAAAACAAGAAAAAAGGAGAAAUAUUACUACACCAAGAAUAAAUCCUGGAGGAAGACACGACAAUACAGAGAAGUAACACUAAAACUAAAGUAAAUCCCCGAUGAAAACGCAACAACAAGUGUUACUAAAACAUGAACAAAUCCUAGAGGAAAACACCACAAUAAGGAGACGUACUGCUAAAACAAGAAAAAAUCCCAGAGGAAAACGCAACAACAAGUGUUACUAAAACAAGAACAAAUCCUAGAGGAAAACACCACAAUAAGGAGACGUACUGCUAAAACAAGAAAAAAUCCCAGUGGACUUGACAAAAAUAAGGAUAAAACAAUAAUAAAAUUCUGAGGAGAACACCACAAUGUGGAUAAGUAUUAACAAAACAAGAAUAAAUCCAGAGGAAAACACAAGUGUUACUAAAACAAGAAUAACAUCCAGAGGAGAACAAAAAAAGAAAAAGUAAUAAUAAAACAAAAAAAAAGAGAGGAAAAAGCACGACAAUACAGAGAAGCAACACUUAAACUAAAAUAAAUCCCAGAGGAAAACGCAACAAGUAUUACUAAAACAAGAACAAAUCCCAGAGGAAAACACAAAAAAGGAGAAGUACUGCUAAAGCAAGGAUAAAAUUCUGAGGAAAACAAAACAGCGAGAAGUAUCGCUAAAAGAAGAAUAAACUGCAGAGGAAAAGACGAUAAUAAGGAGAAGUUUUACGAAAACAAGAAAAAAGGAAAGCACAAACAUUCUGAGCAGAACACAACAAUAUGAAUAAGUAUUAAUAAAUCAAGAAUCAAUCCCAAAGGAGAACAAAACAUUAAGUAUUAGGUACAAAACUGAUUUAACUCACAAUAAGGAGAAUUAUCACUUAAACAAGAAUAAAAUCCUGAGAAAAUUAUGACAUUAAAGGAAAGUAUUGUUAAAACAAAGAUAAAUUCCAGAGGAGAACACAAAAAAUUGGAAAAGUAUUACUAAAACAAGAUUAAAUACAAGAGGAAAACAAAAAAAAAAAAAAAAUAUGGAGAAUUAAUCCUAAAACAAAAAUAUAUCCAAGAGGAAAACAUGACAAUAUGGAUUAUGUACAAACCUGAUUGACAAAAUUGAUUGUAACCACAACAAGUAUUACUAUAACAAGACAAAAGUCCAGAGGAAAACACAAAAGCAUGGAGAGGAAUUACUAAAACAAGAAUAAAAUCCUAGAGGAAAACACCACAAUGUGAAAAAUAUUACUAUAGAACUACUCAAUAAUAAAAUCCAGAAAUAUAGCAAAACAUUUUAGCUAAAACAAACAUAAAAUCCUGAGGAAAACACAACAAUAAGUGGAAGUAUCCUUAAAACAAGAAUAAACCCCAGAGGAAAACAUGACAAUAUGGGUUGUGGACAAAACUGACUGACAAUAAGGAGACGUAUAACUAUAACUAAAGCAAAUCGAGUGAGAGGAGAACACCACAACAAGAAGUAUUACUGAAAGAAGAAACAAACUGGGGAAAACUCAAUAUGGAGAAGUAUUAAUAAAACAGAGAAGUAUUAUUAAACAGAGAAGUAUUAAUAAAACAAGAAUAAAUCCCAGAGGAAAACGCCACAAUAAGCAGUAAUACUAAAACCAAAACACUCAAGGGAUGGAGUUUACACGAAAAUAUCUGCCCCUGGAAUGGGAGGAGCGCUGGAGGAGAGAGAAAGAGCGCAGGAAAAGGAUGAUGGAAGAGGGAGGAGAGAAGUUUGAGGAGGAGGAGAAGCGAAGGUUAAAGUGGAUCGUGUCCUACAACGACGGCAGGAUGGGAAUGAAAGAGAAGGAUAAUGAACACGGUAAUGCUGAGGAAGAUGAACCAAUGCACAGGUAUCGCAGGCAGAGUUAUGCAAGUGAGAUCCAUCAGACUCUAUUGGAGAUGAAGAUGGCGGACGUUCUCACAGAUCUGACCCUCAGCACUGAGGAUGGGAUGAGCGUUCGUGUUCAUUGGCUUGUCCUGGCCGCGGUGAGCUCCAUCAUCCAGGAGAAAGAUGAAGAUGUGAAGGAGAUCUCGUUGAGUCCUGAGGUGUGCAGGUCUGGUUUGGUUGCAGUGGUGGAGUUCGCCUACACUGGAGGCAUCAGUAAUCUGAAUAUAGACAACAUGAUGCAGAUUCAGACGGCAGCGGAGAGUCUGGGAGCUCCAAGAGUCCUGGAGCUGCUCAAAAAAGAGAAUAAAGGAGAUGAAGUGAGGAAGAGCUUAGCUGAAGAGCAGAUGACGGUCGGCCUGCAGUGCAUGAAGGAUUUUUGGGAUAAGAGAUUGAGGUGUGAUGUGAAGCUGAUUGCUGAAGGAACUGUUUUCCACGCUCACAGGGCGCUCCUGUCAGCCAGCAGUGAAUACUUCAGAGGGAUGUUCACCAGAGGGAUGAAGGAGAGUCGUGAGGAGUCUGUGUCUCUACUAUCAGCCGGAGCCGCUGAGCUGGAGAUCCUCCUCAAAUGCUGUUACAGCGGUGCUCUGGAGCUCAGCUGGAGCUGUGUGUUUGAGCUGACCUGCACCUCUCUGCAGUUCCAGUUCCAGCCCGCUGUCUCGCUCUGCCUUCAGUUUCUGCAGCAAGAAAUGGACGUACACAACUGCCUAGAUGUUGCGUCAUUCGCUGAAGCCUACGGGAUGGUGGAUAUAAUGGAGAUGGCUGAGGAUUUUGUCUUGAGGCACUUUCAGGAGAUUUCAGCCACCCCAAAGUUCCAGGACCUGCCAGCAGAUAAGCUCCUGCAGUUCCUCCGCUGUGAUGCUUUGUCUGUACCGUCAGAACUGGCGGUUUUUCGAGCGGUUGUGUCUUGGAUUGAGACUGAUCCUGCUGAGCGUCUCCUGCAGGCUGAGCAGCUCAUGAAAGCAGUGCGUUUCCCAUUCAUGACCUUCAGAGAAUUUCAGGAAGUCCGAGCAGUUAACCUGACCAUGGAGUGUAGCGGGGAAUACGACGUUGAACUCUAUAAAUCAGCGCUGAAAGAGUUUGGCGUUUCUGAUCAUGUAGCACAGCAGCGUGUUCGUUACCCAAAAGACGCUCUGGUUUUGGUUGGCGGUGAUGAACUGGAUGCUGAUAAUGGUCGAAGGCGGCCCAGUAAGCAGCUCUGGUUUGUGAACUCUCUGCGGAGCGGGACUGGACUUGUGAAGCAGAUGGAGUGGAGACUGCUGGGAGAAAUGCCAGAUCAGGCCAGAUUCAGACACGGCGUUGGAGUCCUUAAUGGACAACUAUAUAUCGCUGGAGGAUGCUACUUCUACUCAAAGGCUGACAUCAUGAAGUCUGUGUACAGGUACGACCCUGUGCGAGAGCAGUGGGAAAAGCUGUCAGAUCUUCUGGAGCUCAGGAGUAACUUCACACUGGUGGUGAAUGGAGAAAACCUGUACGCAGUCGGAGGAGACAAAGAAAUCAACACAAACCUGGACAGCGUGGAGAAAUACUCACCAGAGACUAAUUCCUGGAGCUUCACUCAUCCUCUAGAUCAAGCCUUAAGCGGUCAUGCUGCCACCGUCUGCGGAGGCGAAAUCUUCAUCUCUGGUGGUUUUAAUUGCAAAUACGAAUGCUUGGUGUCCAUGUCUGCCUACCAUCCUUUAAGAGGAACCACAUAUCUCUCGGAUAUGAUCCACGAUCGGGCCCAGCACUGCAUGGAGAGCCUGAGGAACCGAAUAUAUGUGGCCGGCGGAGUGUGCAACCUUCGGAAAUUCUACACCAAUCAGCUAUCCUGUGAAGUAUACGACCUCGUACAUGAUGUCUGGACUGAAUUCACUGCUUUGCCUGUGCCUCAUGUUGGCGCUGCCUCUGCAGUUCUGGAGGAACGGCUGUAUAUUUUGGGUGGAUACUGUCAGGAGGAUUAUAGUGAAGCCAGACUCGCUCACAGAUAUGACCCUGUGACGCACAGAUGGGACAGCAUGGGGAAAAUUCCAGGUCCUGUCACGGAUAUACGUACAUGUCUCCUAAAACUGCCUGAACACAUCAGAAAAUAAUACAAUUGAGGAGUAUGUGCUUGUUAGGGGUGUCCGGACUGAUCCUAAAGUAUCGAUAUGGGCAAAAUUGUCAUUAUUUACUAUCAAAUUUUCAAAUAUUUACUUCAAUAGGAAAAGCAUUAGAACUAUAAUAUUCUGUUGUAUCUCUACUAAUGGGUCAGUGUUUGCUCACAGACACACACAGUUGUAUACAUGGUUUAGAACAGGGUGGUCAAACUCAGUUCCUGGAGGGCCGCAGCUCUGCACAGUUUAGUUUCAACCCUACUCAACACACUUGCCUGUAGGUUUCAAACAAGCCUGAAAGACAGGUGUGUUUUAUUAGAGUUAGAACUAAACAUGUCCUGGUUUAGAGGGAAACUCCAUAGGCUUAAUGUAUAGACCUUUUUCUUGGCUGCUGAUUGGAGGGCGCCAUAGCGGCCAGCUUCUUCCGGUAGAAUGGUUAGAACUUCUGUUUAUAGCGUUUACAACUGGUAAUUUGUGCUCCGAAAAUGGGUUUCAAUAGUGUUUUUAAUGUAUUACGGAGUGUUUUUGUGACACACGACUUACCGUACGUUCACACCGAAAGGGGCGAGAACGUCCAAGGUUGCUCUGGCCGCCCUGGCGACAACGCUGCCUGCCUUCAGCUCCGGCGGCGAGAGCGUCAAAACUCGCUACAUUGAUCUCGUAUUUAAAGGAGCC
Molecule: messenger RNA, 4986 nt
Organism: Danio rerio (zebrafish)
Lineage: Eukaryota; Metazoa; Chordata; Actinopteri; Cypriniformes; Danionidae
Source: RefSeq, a predicted model, not a curated record